Messenger RNA from Toxotes jaculatrix (banded archerfish), 1786 nucleotides. It is a transcript of the gene cnbpb, whose product is annotated as CCHC-type zinc finger, nucleic acid binding protein b. Gene Ontology annotation, biological process: positive regulation of cytoplasmic translation. Bases 508 to 993 code for a protein of 161 amino acids. NCBI's taxonomy places the organism in Eukaryota, Metazoa, Chordata, Actinopteri, Toxotidae. Gene Ontology annotation, cellular component: cytoplasm. The record is from RefSeq and is a predicted model, not a curated record. Gene Ontology annotation, molecular function: translation regulator activity; single-stranded RNA binding; zinc ion binding. The transcript is spliced from 5 exons.
CUCCGCGCAGGAGGCUCACCGCCGCCGGGCUGCGGUGCCGCUCCGUCCCGGUGUGACGCACCCGGAGAGGAGGCGCGGCGAAGCGUAUUAUCUCCCGCUGUUUGUUUCGCUGUGGAACAUACGCUAAACUGCUAGCAGGCUAGCUGACAACACGACAGCGCCGGGCCUGUUGACGGGCCGUCUCCCUGCGCACUCUCUGCGGGAUAACCCGCAGAGUCCGGCGGAGCUGGAGCUGUCAGCGCGGGGGAAGCGGAGCUCACUUCGGAGCGGGACCGCCAGCUGGUGGCCUCACGCAGACGCCUUUUAACGGUGUGAGGCCGCGGGCAGCCCGGGGGGCGGUGCUGGUUAACGGUGUCAGAGUCAGUCUGAUGUAGACCUGAAAACACAACAACCCGCAGAAACUGGAAUCCGGUCCGGAGAGGUCUGAUCCCGGCUCAGGCUGUCAUCAGCACCAGCGGAAAAUUAUUCAGCUGGUCUGACCAGAGCUGAAUCGCCUUCGUCGUGGUGAUGAGCAGUAAUGAGUGUUUCGGUUGCGGCCGCAGCGGCCAUUGGGUGAAGAACUGUCCGAGCGCCGGCCGAGGACGGGGGAAAGGCCGCGGCCGAGGCAAAGAUCUGUUCUGUUAUCGCUGCGGGGAGCUCGGACACGUCGCCAGAGACUGUGAGAGGACCGAGGAUGCCUGUUAUAACUGCGGCAGAGGAGGUCACAUCUCCAGAGACUGCAAGGAGCCGAAGAAGGAGCGAGAGCAGCUGUGCUACAACUGUGGGAAGGCGGGACACAUGGCCCGGGACUGCAACCACGCCCACGAGCAGAAGUGCUACUCCUGCGGCGGCUUUGGACACAUCCAGAAGUGCUGCGAGAAGGUGAAAUGCUACAGGUGUGGGGAGAUCGGCCAUGUUGCGGUGCAUUGCAGUAAGGCGUCGGAGUUGAACUGCUAUAACUGCGGCAAGUCGGGUCACCUGGCCAAGGAGUGCACCAUUGAAGCUACCGCCUAGCUGCCGCACCAAACCCCCCACCCCAACCUCUUUCAUCUCUUCUUUUUUUCUCUUUAUUCAUUCCCUCUGAUCAUCCUCUUCUCAUUGGUCCAGAGGCCUGUCAGUCAGCCUCACAGCAGCCAGUCAGAGCAGGCGGAGGGAGGAGGAGGGGCGGACACUAAAAAACAAAAGUUUCUUCUGCAUUUUUAAAACAGAAUCUGUGUGUUUAGUUUGGUAGCGGUGUCAUGACGUGCAAAGCUUUGUUUAAGAAUACUUUCUGCCCAGCCAAUUGGCUGAGAGAGUAGAGUGGUUAAAAAAAAGUUAAGCCCCUCCCCUCUGUCCUAAAGUGGGCGGGACUAUAACAGAGGGAAAAAUAAGUAACAGAAGUUUUUAUCUUCGAACGUCAACUUUGUUUUCUGUUUCUGGACAAAACUGAAUUUGUUUCAAGGAGCCGUGAUUGGUCUCGCCUCCAGCAAACAGCCAAUCACCUCAGAGGACGAACGAACCAAUCAGAGCAGGCCAGAGACGGCGACAAAAGGAACAUUAAUUAUUUGUGUUUUAAAGGUGCGUUUUGUUGCUGUUUGGACCAGAGGGGGCGCCACACUGACAGAGACUAAAACUAAACUAUAAUAAUGAGAACAAUGAGAAAACACAUUUAAAAAACUGCAGUUUUAAGUUUGGAAAGAGGAGAAUGUUUUCACAAAAAAACAAAUGUUAUUUUUGUACAAUAUAUCACUUAAAGCUACUGUAAACUGUGGUUGUACUGAGACUGUACGUUUAACCUGACAAUAAAAACAUGGAGGAGGAGGGAGAG